Penicillium griseofulvum is the source of this 2697-nucleotide messenger RNA. Its product is annotated as glucan endo-1,3-beta-D-glucosidase. Lineage: Eukaryota; Fungi; Ascomycota; Eurotiomycetes; Eurotiales; Aspergillaceae. Gene Ontology annotation, cellular component: cell surface. The coding region runs from base 1 to 2697 and encodes 898 amino acids. The record is from RefSeq and is a predicted model, not a curated record. The transcript has 7 exons. Gene Ontology annotation, molecular function: glucan endo-1,3-beta-D-glucosidase activity; endo-1,3(4)-beta-glucanase activity.
AUGGACUCACGCUCGAAAUGGAAGGCUACAGCUUUGCUGAUUUGUCUCACCACAGAAUUAGCCCACUGUCUCCCGCCUGUGGGAAAUGUGGUAGAAGCUGCUCUACAGAAUACAGCUGCCGGGCCUGCAAGCGCCUUUGAGACUCAAUAUCCACCUUCCAACAGUGAAAGCAGGCUUCUGAUUCCCGAGUCCAAACCAGUGUAUCGAGUGGCUUUAGAACAAGACGGCCAUUCAUCAGAGCAGCCGUUUCCACAAUUUGACGUUGGACAGUUUAUUAACGGCUUGGAAGAUUUGCUGGGUGAAGAAGAUAAUACUGAUCGUGCACCAGAACCUGUUGCGACAGAGCAGUCUACUGAUACAGGAAGCCCAGAUCCUGUCCAAGCGACAACUACAGCACAACUGCCUGAAACCUCAGCGCCAAUUGCUACAACUGGAUCUGUGACAGACUCACCGCAGGCUGAACCAAGUACCACAGUGGUGCAAGAACCCGUUCCCACGGAUCCUUCACACGAGGUUGAAUCAGAUAAUCCUGAAGCUAUGAACGGCCAAGAUAUCUUCCAGCCAGUUGGCACUGGUCCUGUGCCUGCUAAUAUCCAGUCUCGAAGUGACCACCCUGUGCAGAACCAGCACGCCAAUACCAAAGACCCUAUUGCGACGAAUAAGUUCUACGCCGGUCUUUUCCUAGGCACUCAGACCAAUGCUACCUUCGCUCAGCCCUACUCUCUAUCAUGGUCCAAGGGAGGCGGCACCCUGAAGAGCUGGGGUAUGUCUGUCUCCCAUAUCCAGCCUCACAUGCUCGCAUAUGGACCUAAGAGCGAGAAGAUUCCCGGAAACCCAGUGCAGUACUACAUCAACCCAGUCGGUCUUCAGCAUCUGAUUUUCUCUGCGGCUGAGCUUGAUCAGUCUUCCAUUAUGAAGAUCGAACAGCCAAAGGCUUUCUCGGCCCACGCUGUCAUCAAGCGCUCCGAAGGCUCAGCUCAGCAGAUUACCUUCCCCGUUGUGCAAGGCAUGGGCUACACAACAGCUGUAUACAAGGAUCUACAGCCCGUGAUUGAAAGUGGUGUUUUCUUCCGCAAGGUCGUCAGCGCCGGUUCACCUAGGCCCGGCAUCUUCAAGUCCCAGGUUUACCUUGAGGAUGACACGAGCUGGCUUCUAUAUGCCACACCGGCUGAUGGCAAGGAUCCGAAGUUCAAGCUAGUCUCAAAUUCCACUCUUCACGGUCCCCAGGGCUUCUCUGGUACUAUCCAAGUCGCAAAGAACCCCGCGGGCAAGUCUGGCGAGAAGUUCUAUGAUAAUUCAUCUGGUGUCUACCCUGUAUCAGGAGAGGUCUCUGGCUCUGUCACAGGUGAUGUAGGCAACUACAGGCUCACUUGGACCAAGGCCGGAAAGGAUGUCAAAGGUACACCUCUGAUCAUGUUCGCCCUACCCCAUCACGUCCAGUCCUUCGACGGUGCCACCAAGGGCCGUAUCACCGAUAUUCACCUUCGCACCACAACAAAGGGCAACUCCACUGCCGUGAUCGGAGAAACCUGGACCAUGGUCCAAGAAAACCUCCCCGUGGAUAUCGGAUUCGCCCCGUGGUCAACCACCCAGGGCAGUGUCCACGAGCUAUCAGCCGCGGCCCGACAUGCCAUCAUCGAGGCUGCUCCCAAGGAGCUCCAGCAGAACAUUUCCGAGCAGACAGCUCUCAACAGCAUGUACUACAGCGGCAAGGCGUUGAGCAAAUUCGCCACACUAGUAUACACGGUUAACCAGCUCGGCAAGAACGCCGAUCUAGCAGCCGACGCCUUCCAAAAGCUGAAGAAAUCCUUCGAUCUAUUCGUGCAGAAUAAGCAAGAAAACCCGCUUGCCUACGACGCCGUCUGGAAGGGCGUUGUCUCGACCGCCGGCUACAACGGCGAUUUGAACCAGGACUUCGGAAACACCGCGUACAACGACCACCACUUCCAUUAUGGCUACUUCAUCCAAACAGCGGCCAUCAUCGGCUCUCUUGAUCCAAGCUGGCUGGCCGCGAACAAAGAGUGGGUGAACAUGCUUGUUCGUGACGCUGGUAACUCUAUUGGAAAUGAUCCGCACUUCCCAUUCUCGCGCUCAUUCGAUUGGUAUAACGGACACUCCUGGGCGAAGGGGUUAUUCGAGUCAUUCGAUGGGAAGGACCAGGAAUCUACGUCGGAAGAUACCAUGUUCGCAUACGCGAUCAAGAUGUGGGGAAAGACGACCGGCGAUGCGAGCAUGGAAGCUCGUGGCAAUAUGAUGCUAGGCAUUCUGGGUCGAUCUCUCAAUAACUACUUCUUGAUGGAAAAUGAUAAUGCCAACCAGCCGGCAAACUUUGUCGCGAACAGGGUCACUGGAAUUCUAUUCGAGAACAAGGUCGAUCACACUACUUACUUCGGUGCCAACCUCGAAUUCGUUCAAGGUAUCCACAUGCUACCGCUCAUGCCACACUCUCCCUUCACACGACGAAAGGAGUUCGUGAGCCAGGAAUGGCAGGCAAUGUUCGCUGAAAGUGCAACCAACCCGGCCUCAAAGGUUGACGGUGGAUGGAGAGGUGUGCUAUACGCCAACCUUGCUCUCAUCGAUCCGAAAGCGUCAUGGAAGUUCUUUACCCAGCCGAAUUUCGACUACAGCUGGAUUGAUGGCGGUGCUACGCGUACUUGGUAUCUAGCCUUUGCUGCUGGUCUUGGUGGUGCUCCUUAG